GCGCGCCUGGCUUGCCACCUACCCCAACCCAACCCGGAAGAGGAAGAGGCACCCAGCAUCCCGCUCCCCUUCCCUCGCCCGUCGCGAAAUUACGGUUCGGCCCCCGCGGCGCGGCCGCUUUGCGUCGCCGAUCCGGAACCUCCUCCCCCCACUUUCCCGGCCGCCGCGAUGGUCGAGACCAGGCGGAGCUCCGCCGCGAAGCGGCCGGUCCCGUCGGAGGAGGCCUCGCCGGCGCCGGCGGCCGUGGGCGCGGCGCCGGUGGAGCCAGCUUCCUCCCCGCCGCCUCGGAGCCGAUCGGGCAAGCGGGCGAAGGUCGCGGUUGAGGCGGCGGGCGCGAAGGCGGCGGUGGCUGCGGUCGAUGUGCUGGACAGCUCCGUGGAUAACAUGCAGGGCGUGGCGAGGUCAACCGGGGACGUGGCGGCGUCGUCCGCGGUGUCCAAUUCGGGAGGGAGGAGGAAGAAGAAUAAGCCAACAAGGUCUUUUCCAACAGAGGGGGGGACGCUCUGGAAGACGAGGCCCGUGUCCGCGAGUGGGCGGGCUGAGGCCUGGGGCAGACUGAUUUCCCAAUCUUCUGAGUAUCCCUCGAUUCCAAUUUAUCCUACUCAUUUCACUGUUGGCCACGGUGGAAAGUAUGACCUGAAGCUCACUGAGUCAUCUCCUGGGUCACUUGUUUGCAAACUGAAGCAUGUUAAGAGGGGUGCUGCCCUUGAGAUCUACAUAUCCAAAGUUGUCCAUGUCAACGGGAAGGCCUUGGACAAGGCUGCUAAAGUCACCUUGAUUGGAGGUGAUGAAGUCAUUUUUAGUUCACUUGGGAGGCAUGCUUAUAUAUUUGAGCAACUUCCAGAGGAAAAAUCAAGCACAUCAUCAUUGUGUUCCACAUGUGUUAUUCAACAAGAACAAUAUGCAGUUAUCAAAGGUACACCGGAUAAUCUGUCAUCUAAAGGCUCCAAAUUAUCAUCACCAUUUAACUUUGGAAAUGGCCGACCUCCAUUGGUUCCUCAUGAUAAGGAGAUAGUUAGCAGUUUAUGUAAGACAAUGGAGGAACAGAGCUACUACACUUCUGAAGAAAAUGUGCCGUUUGCUCGGCAUCAGCUUUUAAAGGAUGAUCUGAAGAAGGCAACUAUUAGUGCAAGUGAUAUAUUAGAGUCAUUUGAUACUUUUCCAUAUUAUCUCAGUGAGAGUACCAAAAAUGUCCUCCUGUCGUCAGCGUAUGUAAACCUAUGCUGCAAGGAAUCCACCAAAUGGACAAAAGAUAUAUCUUCUCUUUGCAAACGGGUACUAUUAUCUGGUCCAGCAGGGUCUGAGAUCUACCAAGAAUUAUUGGUGAAGGCACUUACCAAAUUCUUUGGUGCUAAGCUGCUUAUCAUAGAUUAUGCGUUACUGUCUGGUGGACAGUCUUCAAAAUCAAAGGAAUCGGAGUCAUACAAAAAAGGUGAUAGGGUGAGAUACAUUGGAUCUCUACAAUCGACAGGGAUUAUCCUUGAGGGACAGAGAGCUCCAGAUUAUGGUUCACAGGGUGAGGUGCGGCUUCCUUUUGAGGAAAAUGGAUCCUCAAAAGUAGGAGUCAGAUUUGAUAAACAGAUCCCUGGGGGCAUUGAUCUUGGAGGCAAUUGUGAGCUUGACCAUGGUUUCUUCUGUUCGGUUGAUUCUCUAUGCCUCGAUGGUCCAGGAUGGGAAGAUAGAGCCAAACAUCCAUUUGAUGUAGUAUUUGAGUUUGCUUCUGAAGAAAGUCAACAUGAGCCUCUAAUCCUAUUUCUGAAGGAUGUUGAAAAAAUGUGUGGAAAUAGUUACUCUUAUCGUGGUCUAAAGAAUAAGCUUGAAAAGUUCCCAGCUGGUGUUUUUAUUAUUGGGUCCCAGAUCCAGACGGAUACUCGGAAAGAUAAGUCAAACAGUACGUCUCCGUGGCUUAAGUUUCCGUACAGCCAAGCAGCAAUACUUGACCUUGCAUUCCAGGAUAGCUUGGGUCGGGUGAGUGAAAAAAACAAAGAAGCACUGAAGAUGUCGAAGCAUCUAACUAAACUUUUCCCAAAUAAAGUGACAAUAGAAACACCGCAGGAUGAAUCAGAACUCUCCCAGUGGAAACAGCUAUUGGACCGUGACAUUGAAAUUCUUAAGGCAAAGGCUAACAUUUCGAAAAUCCAGUCUUUCCUAACCCGCCAUGGUAUGGAGUGUACUGAUGUAGAUUCAGCAAUUUGUAUCAAAGAUCGUAUUCUUACAAGUGAAUGUGUUGAUAAAAUAGUUGGUUAUGCUUUGAGUCAUCAACUCAAGCAUUGUACGACUCAAACUCCUGGAAAGGAUGUGAGAGUUAUCCUUUCUGGUGAAAGCCUUAAGCAUGGAGUUGAUUUGUUGGAGAGUAUCCAAAGUGACCCUAAGAAGAAGAGCACAAAGAAAUCACUCAAGGAUGUUGUCACGGAGAAUGAAUUUGAAAAACGUCUUCUUACUGAUGUGAUCCCUCCUGAUGAGAUUGGUGUUACCUUUGAGGACAUUGGAGCACUAGAAAAUGUCAAGGAAACGUUGAAGGAGUUAGUGAUGCUUCCUUUACAAAGGCCUGAAUUGUUCACCAAAGGACAACUUAUGAAGCCUUGUAAAGGAAUAUUGCUUUUUGGUCCGCCCGGUACAGGGAAGACCAUGCUUGCUAAAGCUGUUGCAACAGAGGCUGGUGCUAAUUUUAUCAACAUAUCAAUGUCAAGCAUCGCUUCAAAGUGGUUUGGCGAGGGAGAAAAAUAUGUGAAAGCUGUGUUUUCACUUGCAAGCAAAAUUGCUCCUAGUGUCAUUUUUGUGGACGAGGUCGACGGCAUGUUGGGUAGACGUGAGAACCCAGGGGAACAUGAAGCCAUGCGUAAGAUGAAGAAUGAAUUUAUGGUGAACUGGGAUGGUCUGAGGACGAAAGAUAAAGAACGUGUUUUAGUACUUGCUGCUACUAAUAGGCCUUUUGAUCUCGAUGAGGCUGUUGUUAGGAGGCUCCCCCGGAGGUUGAUGGUGAACUUGCCAGAUGCACCCAAUAGAAAAAAGAUUCUUGGUGUAAUACUAGCCAAAGAAGAUUUGGCAGAUGAUGUAGAUCUGGAUGCACUAGCUAAUUUGACCGAUGGGUAUUCAGGCAGUGAUCUGAAGAGUCUGUGUAUUACUGCAGCACAUUGCCCCAUAAGGGAAAUCCUUGAAAGAGAGAAGAAGGAGAGAGCCUUAGCAGAAGCAGAAAAUAGGCCACUGCCACCUCAAUGUUCAAGCAGUGAUGUUCGUCCCCUAAAAUUUAGUGAUUUCAAACAUUCACAUGAGCAGGUCUGUGCAAGUAUAUCAUCCGAUUCGACGAAUAUGAACGAGCUUGUCCAAUGGAACGACCUCUACGGAGAAGGCGGGUCCAGGCAGAAGACAUCUCUAAGCUACUUCAUGUAGCUCAGCUUAUGCUUUUAAGAUUAUGUGUACAUACAGCACAAGUGCUAGCUUAAAGCAGCCGAGAAGAAGAUAGGCAAGCAAUAGUAGCUGUUUGUUGUUCAUGUAUAGGCGGUUUCCAGUUAAUUUGCUGUGGCAAUCUCUAUUCAUGUCGGUUCUAAUUUAGGACGGCAAAUAGUGUCGGACCAGUUUGGUUGGCCCACCGCCCUCUCUGCAUGUAGCCUGAGCAUCCGAUCGGUUAAUUUAAUUUGAUGGCGAAUGCAAUUCACUUUAUCA
Molecule: messenger RNA, 3663 nt
Organism: Phragmites australis (common reed)
Lineage: Eukaryota; Viridiplantae; Streptophyta; Magnoliopsida; Poales; Poaceae
Exons: 28
Coding region: 169-3390 (1073 amino acids)
Cellular component (GO): mitochondrial outer membrane
Molecular function (GO): ATP hydrolysis activity; ATP binding
Source: RefSeq, a predicted model, not a curated record